AUGUCUUCCCCCAAGAUCCCCACCGAGCAAUGGGCGCAGGUCAUCGACAAGGUCGGCGGUCCUGUGCAAUACAAGAAGAUUCCUGUCCCCAAACCAGGCCCAGAGGAUGUGCUUGUGAACAUCAAAUAUUCUGGUGUCUGCCACACCGACCUGCACGCCGUCAAUGGUGACUGGCCCCUCCCGACCAAGUUGCCUCUUGUUGGUGGCCAUGAGGGUGCUGGCAUCGUUGUGGCCCGUGGCGAGUUGGUCACCGACGAUAUCUGCAAGAUUGGCGAAGCUGUGGGUGUCAAGUGGUUGAACGACUCCUGCUUGAACUGCACAUUCUGCCAGCAAUCAGACGAGCCUCUGUGCCUCACCCCAAAGCUCUCCGGCUACACCGUCGAUGGUUCCUUCCAACAAUACUGCGUCGCAUCCGCAAGACACGUUGCUCAUAUCCCUGAUGGUGUACCUCUCGACGAGGUUUCGCCCGUCCUCUGCGCAGGCAUUACAGUCUACAAGGGUAUUAAAGAGUCGGGAGCACGACCGGGACAGACAAUUGCGAUCGUCGGUGCUGGUGGUGGCUUGGGGUCAUUGGCACAGCAAUACGCACGGGCUAUGGGUAUCCAUACCAUUGCCAUUGACACUGGAGAUGACAAGAAAGCUCUCUGUGAAAAGAUGGGGUCCAGCACCUUCAUCGAUUUCGCCAAAUCCAGCGACGUUGUCAAGGACGUCAAGGCCGCCACAAAGGAUGGCCUCGGUCCUCAUGCCGUCAUCCUUGUCGCCGUCACCGAGAAGCCCUUCCAACAAGCUGCGGAAUACGUCCGCCCCCGUGGCACCGUUAUUGUGAUUGGUCUUCCCGCCAAGGCAUAUAUCCGUGCCCCAGUUUUCGAGUCAGUGGUGAAGAUGAUCAGAAUCCAGGCCUCGUACGUCGGGAAUCGACAGGACAGCGAGGAGGCGCUCGACUUCUUUGCACGCGGGUUGAUCAAGGUGCCAUUCAAGACGGUGGAUCUGAAAGAGCUUCCCAAGGUCUACGAGUUGAUGCAUGCAGGGCAAAUCGCUGGACGAUAUGUGCUCAAGAUGCCUGACGCAGAGUAA
Molecule: messenger RNA, 1074 nt
Organism: Fonsecaea nubica
Lineage: Eukaryota; Fungi; Ascomycota; Eurotiomycetes; Chaetothyriales; Herpotrichiellaceae
Exons: 2
Coding region: 1-1074 (357 amino acids)
Molecular function (GO): oxidoreductase activity; zinc ion binding
Source: RefSeq, a predicted model, not a curated record